AUUGUCAAAACAAAUAAGGUCAUUCUUUUUUAAUUCGGCCGGUGUUUUUAAUAAAUUGAUUGUCAUAUGAGUAAAAGUUGAUUAGUGAAUGUAUAUAAUUUCAAAACUUGUCACUCGAGUAAUACCCAAAAGUCAAAAUUUGUUACCAAUUGUUUUCUUGGGUAAAAACCGGUAUUCCAAUUCCAGCAUCAUGGCACCAAAAGCCUUAAUUUUCUUAGCAUCUGGAGCUGAAGAGAUGGAAUUUGUUAUUACAGCUGAUGUUCUAGUAAGAGGAGGAGUAGAUGUUACAGUAGCCAGUCUAACAGAUAAUAAACUAGUAAAAUGUAGUCGAGGAGUACAAAUUCAAUCCGACAUUGCUAUAAAAGAUGCUAGUAGUAAAGGACCAUUUGACGUAAUUGUCCUGCCUGGUGGUCUAGGAGGUACAAAAGAAAUGUCAGAAUCCAAAGAAGUUGGCGAACUACUGAAGGGACAAGAAUCUAGUGGUAGGAUUAUAGCAGCAAUAUGUGCUGCCCCAUUAGCACUCAAAGCCCAUGGUAUUGCCAAAGGAAAGAACUUAACCUCAUAUCCCAGUGUUAAGAAAGAUUUAUUGGAUGGCAGUGAAGGCUAUCAGUAUAAAGAAGAUAAAGUGGUUGUGGAUGAUAAACUAAUAACAAGCAGAGGGCCUGGAACUGCUUUCGAUUUUGCUUUGACAUUAGUCGAGAAGCUUGUCGGAAAAGAAAAAGCUAAGGACGUAGCUAAUGGAAUGCUUGUAUCAUGGUAAAUUAUUCUUUUAUGCUAUAAAACAUUUUGUGGUUUACUUUAUCACUUAAGAAAUGUAAUGUUAAUGUUUUUUGUUUGAAUAAAUACAAAAAUGUA
Diabrotica balteata is the source of this 855-nucleotide messenger RNA. The record is from the annotation of a GenBank genome assembly. Lineage: Eukaryota; Metazoa; Arthropoda; Insecta; Coleoptera; Chrysomelidae.